UUUAAGGCCGGUGGCUUCCGCAGCCAAGCCUGGGGCCGGGCCAGCGUGGCGCGGGCGACGCGGGGCCGCCUCCCGAGCCGUGUGAGCAGAGGGCUGGGCACGGGUGCAAUGGCCCUGGUGCCCUAUGAGGAGACCGCGGGAGUCGGGCUGCAGAAAUUCCACAAGCCGCUUGCCACCUUCUCCUUCGCAAACCACACGAUCCAGAUCCGGCAGGACUGGCGGCACCUGGGAGUCGCUGCAGUGGUUUGGGAUGCGGCCAUCGUGCUUUCCACGUAUCUGGAGAUGGGAGCCGUGGAGCUCAGGGGCUGCUCUGCCGUGGAGCUGGGUGCUGGCACAGGGCUUGUGGGCAUCGUGGCCGCCCUGCUAGGUGCUCACGUGACCAUCACAGAUCGAAAAGUAGCAUUAGAAUUUCUUAAAUCAAACGUUCAAGCCAACUUACCUCCCCACGUCCAACCCAAAGCUGUUGUGAGGGAGCUGACGUGGGGACAAAACCUGGGGAGUUUCUCACCUGGAGAAUUUGACCUGAUACUUGGAGCUGACAUCAUCUAUUUAGAAGAAACGUUCGCGGACCUUCUUCAGACCCUGGAGCAUCUCUGUAGCGAGCAGGCUGUCAUCCUUUUAGCUUGCCGAAUCCGCUAUGAACGCGACAGCAACUUCCUGGCAAUGCUGGAGCAGCAGUUUACUGUGAGUAAGGUUCAUUAUGAUCCUGAGAAAGACGUCCAUAUUUACAAAGCACACAAGAGAAACCAGAGGGAGGAAUUAUAGUCGGUUAGAAUUCGCAAGCACAGCGUCGUCGAGUGUGUCAACUGGGUCCUAGCCCGGGACUCCAACCAUAGUGGCUUCCUGUACAGAAAGGGUACUUAGACCUUCGCAAGGGCCUGAACACCUGUACAGAACUAAAGCAGCACAGUGCUUCAUCCUGCGCCGACGGCUACUUGGAUUUUAUGCCCUCUGCACUUUCACGGACAUUAAAGCAGAGUGUGGGCUUUUG
Messenger RNA from Lepus europaeus (European hare), 991 nucleotides. It is a transcript of the gene METTL21A, whose product is annotated as methyltransferase 21A, HSPA lysine. The record is from RefSeq and is a predicted model, not a curated record. Lineage: Eukaryota; Metazoa; Chordata; Mammalia; Lagomorpha; Leporidae. Gene Ontology annotation, cellular component: cytosol; cytoplasm. The transcript has 4 exons. Gene Ontology annotation, molecular function: protein-lysine N-methyltransferase activity. Gene Ontology annotation, biological process: peptidyl-lysine methylation. Bases 109 to 765 code for a protein of 218 amino acids.